Molecule: messenger RNA, 1116 nt
Organism: Propithecus coquereli (Coquerel's sifaka)
Lineage: Eukaryota; Metazoa; Chordata; Mammalia; Primates; Indriidae
Product: protocadherin alpha-10
Exons: 1
Biological process (GO): homophilic cell-cell adhesion
Cellular component (GO): plasma membrane
Molecular function (GO): calcium ion binding
Source: RefSeq, a predicted model, not a curated record
GAGCUGUGCGGGCGGAGCGCGGAGUGCAGCAUCCACCUGGAGGUGAUCGUGGACAGGCCGCUGCAGGUUUUCCACGUGGAGGUGGAGGUGAAAGAUAUUAACGAUAACCCACCCACGUUCUCCGUGAAAGAACAAAAGCUGUCAAUACCUGAAUCUAGACUGCUUGACUCUCGAUUUCCGCUAGAAGGCGCGUCUGAUGCAGAUGUUGGCGAGAACGCAAUGCUUACUUACAAACUCAGUCCAAAUGAGUUUUUCAUUCUUGAUAUUAUUAAAAAAAAGGAUAAAGACAAAUUCCCAGUGCUUGUUCUGCGAAAACUACUAGAUCGUGAAGAAAAUCCACAGCUUAAGUUGUUACUGACAGCAACUGAUGGAGGCAAACCCGAAUUUACCGGAUCUGUUUCUCUGCUGAUCCUGGUGUUAGAUGCCAAUGAUAAUGCCCCUGUAUUUGACAGACCCGUUUAUGAAGUUAAGAUGUAUGAAAAUCAGGCGAACCAAACGUUAGUAAUAUGGCUUAACGCUUCUGACGCGGAUGAAGGAAUAAACAAGGAAAUGAUGUAUUCAUUCAGCUCCUUGGUUCCACCCAUGAUAAGAAGGAAAUUUCAAAUAAAUGAAAGGACUGGAGAAAUAAAAGUAAAUGAUGCUCUUAACUAUGAGGAUAGUAACACUUAUGAAAUUCACGUAGAUGUUACAGACAAAGGAAACCCACCUAUGGUUGGUCACUGCACCGUCCUAGUGGAACUGCUGGAUGAAAAUGAUAAUUCGCCUGAGGUGGUUGUCACUUCUUUGUCUCUCCCAGUGAAAGAAGAUGCUCCGGUGGGCACUGUCAUCGCCCUGAUAAGCGUAUCUGACCAAGACUCUGGCGCCAACGGACAGGUCGCUUGCUCCCUGACGCCCCACGUCCCCUUCAAGCUGGUGUCCACCUAUAAGAAUUAUUAUUCUCUGGUGCUGGACAGUGUUCUGGACCGCGAGAGCGUAUCUGGCUUUGAGUUGGUAGUGACAGCGCGGGACGGGGGCUCGCCUUCUCUGUGGGCCACAGCCAGCGUGUCCGUGGAGGUGGCCGACGUGAACGACAACGCGCCGGCGUUCCCACAGCCCGAGUACACGGUGUUCGUGAAG